This is a messenger RNA of Perognathus longimembris pacificus (Pacific pocket mouse), 992 nucleotides long. RefSeq names its product dnaJ homolog subfamily B member 3-like. Lineage: Eukaryota; Metazoa; Chordata; Mammalia; Rodentia; Heteromyidae. The coding region runs from base 66 to 785 and encodes 239 amino acids. The record is from RefSeq and is a predicted model, not a curated record. Gene Ontology annotation, cellular component: endoplasmic reticulum membrane; cytosol. Gene Ontology annotation, biological process: positive regulation of proteasomal ubiquitin-dependent protein catabolic process; protein refolding. The transcript has a single exon. Gene Ontology annotation, molecular function: Hsp70 protein binding; ATPase activator activity.
CCGAAGCUGCCUUUGCCCUGCCCUGGCCCCAGGGCCGCGCCCUGCCCGCCCUCCUCGGCCCCAGCAUGGUGGACUACUACCAAGUGCUGGGCGUGCCCCGGCAGGCCUCCACCGACGCCAUCAAGAAGGCCUACCACAAGCUGGCGCUCAAGUGGCACCCCGACAAGAACCCGGAGAACAAGGAGGAGGCGGAGAAGCGCUUCAAGCAGGUGGCCCAGGCCUACGAGGUGCUGUCGGACGCCCGCAAGCGCGGCGUCUACGACCGCUAUGGCGAGGCCGGAGAGGACAGCGGGGCCGCCCCGGGCCGCCCCUGCCACGACCCCUUCGAGUGCGUCUUCAGCUUCCGCGACCCCGCAGACGUCUUCAGGGACUUCUUCGGGGGCCAGGACCCGUUCUCCUUCGACUUCUUCGGCGCCCCGCUGGAGAACCUCUUCGGGGGACACAGGACCCCCCGCGGAAUCAGAAACAGAAGCAGGGCGUCUGAGCCUCUCUUCUCCACCUUCGCCCAGUCCCCGGCUUUUGGCGGAGGCUUUUCUUCCUUCGACACGGGAUUCACCUCCUUCGGGCCCCUGGCCGACGGCCUUUCCUCCUUCUCCAUGUCCUGUGGCGGGACAGGCAACUUCAAGUCCGUGUCCACUUCCACGGAAAUCGUGAAUGGCAAAAAGAUCACCACCAAGAGGGUCGUGGAGAACGGCCAGGAGAGGGUGGAAGUGGAAGAAGACGGACAGCUCAAGUCCCUCAUCAUCAACGGCCAGGAGCAGCUGCUGCACAUCGACACCAAGUAAUUCCCCCGGACUUAGAGUGCAUGUUGAGCAAUAGCCGGACACUUUUUCAAAGAUUGGAAGUGAUCUCUACUUUCACAACAACUGUAACCCAAAAUUUAUUAAAAGUUCUUGCUAAAUUAGCCUAUUUGUAGUUCUUGUCGGGGACAUGCAGAUGGGAUCUCUCUUGGUCUUAAACUGGGAUGCAGGUGUGCUGUGCCUUGCUGUUUC